This is a messenger RNA of Ilex paraguariensis (yerba mate), 623 nucleotides long. NCBI's taxonomy places the organism in Eukaryota, Viridiplantae, Streptophyta, Magnoliopsida, Aquifoliales, Aquifoliaceae. The record is from the annotation of a GenBank genome assembly.
AUGAAAUUGUUAUGGGCUGAUGGUCUAAGAUUUUUCUCGCAGGCAAGCCCAUCAGAUCCAGAAAAUUUCCCAUUUGUUGUUUUGGGAAACAAGGUUGAUGUGGAUGGUGGAAAUAGUAGAGUGGUGUCUGAGAAAAAGGCUCGGGCUUGGUGUGCCUCGAAAGGUAAUAUUCCAUACUUUGAGACAUCUGCCAAGGAGGGUAUCAAUGUUGAAGAAGCAUUCCAAUGCAUAGCAAAGAAUGCCCUGAAAAGUGGUGAAGAAGAAGAAAUAUACUUGCCCGACACCAUUGAUGUUGCAAGCAGCAGUCAGCAGAGGUCGACUGGAUGCGACUGCUGACCAACAGUUUUGGAUUUCAGAUUUGCGGCAAAAAUUGUAUGUUUUGUACGGGGCUGCAGACUGGUAUCACAAUUCUGGUUGAACUUGGUUGUAUGGAGCCUUGUGUGUGUGUACUACUUCAGUGACGGGAUUGCAUUUGAUUUCUUCAUAAGCCCUUUAUUGGUGAGAAAGAUCAUGUAUUUUCAUAAGCCCUUUAUUUGUAAAAGAUCAUGUGUUUUUAUCAUCUUUCAGUACGUUGGAAAGGACACUUUUUGGAAUAAAUUAUCAAAUUACCGUUGUUUCAGUAG